Molecule: messenger RNA, 5883 nt
Organism: Bufo gargarizans (Asiatic toad)
Lineage: Eukaryota; Metazoa; Chordata; Amphibia; Anura; Bufonidae
Gene: FGD1
Product: FYVE, RhoGEF and PH domain containing 1
Exons: 17
Coding region: 766-3459 (897 amino acids)
Biological process (GO): filopodium assembly; cytoskeleton organization
Cellular component (GO): cytoplasm
Molecular function (GO): metal ion binding; guanyl-nucleotide exchange factor activity
Source: RefSeq, a predicted model, not a curated record
UGAGCAAAAAAUCUGUAAGAGGGGCUGAGCUCUGCCAGAAGAGGAGGAGAAGGAAGCUCUCUGACUGAGUUCCUGGCUUCCCAGCACUACCGAGGAUUCUUGGGAAGAUUUUGGGACACAUGCCAGUGUCCCCAUAUCCCGUCCCUGUCAGAUUCCUAACAACCGACCAGCUAGACGGAAAGCCUGCAGAGCUGUCAAGGAACCUGCUGUACGGUCGCUGACUUUUUUUGGAUGGAAGAUUGUCCUGGAUCACAUGCUUGAAUCCUACCCAGAUCCUUUUUGAGGGUAUCUCAACCUCCUUAGUUCCAGGAUUAAAUGAAAGGAACUAAGAAGAUUUAUGCCAGAAGACGCGAGGGAAGUAUAUUUUUUGAAGGAUCUAAGCUAAAGCUCUGAAGACAUCAGCUUUGGAGAACCUUGACCAUGGAGAUCUUUGAUGGAACCAUGCAGCUGUCAAGAACAUGGUACUUGGGUGAUUUUUAUCAAUUGAGUUAAAUCCUGGAGGAGAAACCCUGAAGUGGUGGUCUGUCCAUGGUCACUCUUUGGAGGAAUGUGGUUUGCUUUUUGCUCAUGGGAGAAAUUAGCUUUUCCGCCGUCAUUGGGUGUCUUUGACACAAGGAAGAAGAACCUAGGGGUGUUGGAGUUCAAUGGCUAAAUCUAUAUGUGUCCUCAAGCAUCCACCUACAAAGAUGGUUGGAAACCUCUAGGGGUAGCUUGGAGCUUAGAGAUUGUACCUGUUGCAUUGACUCGUGUUGCACAUAACUGGGCAUGUAUAUGGACAAGAGCAACCUGAAAGGGCUCCAGCCCAAGAACCCGGUGCUUGUCAAGAGCCUCUCCUUGGAGCCAGCUCAUAUCUCGGUGCCCCCAGAAAAACCCCAGCGUCUCCGAUCUGACCCCGGAAACUCAGCUGACUGCAAUGGGAUCCCCCAAGAUCAACCCAGUCCCAAACCAGCAGCUCCCCGGCGCCCGCCGCAGACCAAACCCGAAGUUCCUCCAAAGCCCCCGCACCUCCAGAGCGUGAGAAGACCCCGGCCUCCUGGUCACAUCCCUCCACCCCCUUCGCGUCCACUGCCUGCAGAUCCUCGCCUUGCAAGGGUGUCCCUGCGCCACGAGAACAAGGAUGGGACACCCUCUGCAGUUACCUCCCUGAUUGAGAAAUUUGAAAGGGAGCCAAUCAUCCUGCCUGCCGAACGCAUCAGUCCGACCUACGACACCGACCCCGAAAUCAGCACCACCCCUUCCUUGCACCCUGGCUACACCAUGGGAGAUCUGGGAAACAAACUCCUCGAUUUACUGGAGCCGGAGACGUCCCAGUCAAGCCUGGAGAGAAGACGUAGACUUGUCGUAGGAGGGGGAGAUGCGGAGGAAAGGGGGGAGCAGGACUCUUUGGGGAAACUGGCAAACAGGGACAGCGGCAUUGACAGUAUCAGUUCUCCAUCCACCAGCGAGGAGAUGUGCUUCCUCGGAGAGGUGGAGGAGGGUGGGAGAGAAGAGAUGGAGCCCCCUCAUAUCACAGUACAGCACAGCUCACCUCGAGACUCGGAAGGUGACAGCGACAUGGAGGACGGUAGCGGUGGAGAAGAAGAACUGACUCCUACAAGACUGGAUCCAUGUGAGUUCACCGCCCGCCAGAAAGUUUAUAACAUCGCGAAUGAGCUGCUUCAGACGGAGAAGGCUUAUGUGUCCCGCUUACAUCUCUUGGACCAGAUGUUCUGCGCUCGGCUCAUGGAGGAGGCUACCACAAAGGGCUCAUUCCCUGGUGAAGUAGUUAUGGGCAUUUUCUCCAAUAUCUGCUCCAUCUACUGCUUUCAUCAACAGUUUCUGCUGCCCGAACUGGAGAAACGCAUGCAGGAGUGGGACAGCAACCCUCGGAUUGGGGACAUUCUACAGAAAUUGGCUCCGUUCCUUAAAAUGUAUGGCGAGUACGUUAAGAACUUUGACAGAGCCAUGGAAUUGUUGAACACUUGGACAGAGCGCUCAUCCCAGUUCAAAAGCAUCAUCCAUGAAGUGCAGAAGGAGGAGGCCUGUGGCAACCUGACAUUGCAGCACCACAUGCUGGGGCCUGUCCAGAGGAUUCCACGUUAUGAGCUUCUCCUCAAGAAUUAUCUCCAGAAACUGUCGGAGGAUUCCAGAGACCGGAGGGAUGCGGAAAAAUCCUUGGAUCUUAUUGCAACAGCAGCUGAGCAUUCGAAUGCAGCUAUAAGGAAAAUGGAAAGGAUGCACAAGCUCUUGAAAGUGUAUGAACUCUUAGGCGGGGAGGAAGAUAUCGUGAGUCCCACCAAUGAGCUGAUCAAGGAAGGGCAUAUACUUAAACUGUCCGCAAAGAAUGGGACCACCCAGGACCGAUACCUCAUACUGUUCAAUGACCGCUUGCUGUACUGCGUUCCAAAGUUGCGUCUCAUUGGUCAGAAAUACAGCGUGAGAGCGAGGAUCGACGUGGAGGGGAUGGAGUUGAAGCACAGCAGCAGCCCCAACCUCACCAGGACGUUCUUAGUGUCCGGAAAACAGCGUUCCCUGGAGCUACAGGCCAGAACCGAAGAAGAGAAAAAAGAUUGGAUCCAGGCAAUCGAAGCUACCAUGAGUCGCCACGAGCAGACAAUGGAGACUUACAAACUGCUGAACUCUACCCAUCGGGAAGAUGACGAGACGCCUCCGAACUCACCGGUAACUAUCGACAUGGUGGCUGCAGGUUACAACCUGGCACUUAGCUACAGGCCAGUGAUAUACAGGUGGCUAUCAUAUAAUCCAAUCUCAUUUGUUGUACAGAACACAGACUUGGGCAAGCGAGCCCCAACCCCAAUACGGGAGAAGGAGGUAACAAUGUGCAUGAAAUGCCAAGAAGCUUUCAAUUCCAUAACCAAAAGGAGGCAUCACUGCAAAGCAUGCGGACAUGUCGUCUGUGGGAAGUGUUCAGAGUUUCGUGCCAGACUCGUCUAUGACAAUAACCGAACAAAUCGUGUCUGUGUCGACUGUUACAGCACCCUGCAUGGUUCUGGGUCCAGCCCAGGGUACAACUCCCAUACACCGCAGCGGAGGAAGUCCAUCCUAGAGAAACAGGCAUCGGUGGUGGCAGAGCACAGUGUAAUGUGCAGUUAUAUGCAUUACAUGGAGAAGGGAGCCAAGAGCUGGCACAAGGGCUGGUUUGUCGUCCCGCAGAAUGAGCCCCUGGUCCUCUACAUCUAUGGUGCACCCCAGGACGUCAAGGCUCAGCGAAGCAUCCCUUUGAUCGGCUUUGAAGUGACCCCCACAGAACAGUGCGAGCGCUCUGACCGCAAGCACGUGUUCAAGAUCAGUCAGAGCCAGCUCAGCUUCUACUUCAGCCCAGAAACCGAGGAGCUGCAACGUCGCUGGGUGAACGCAUUGUCCCGAGCCGGCCGAGGGGAAGAUUGCAGCAGCAAAGAGCUACUUCUUGAGGCUGAAGAAGAGAAUGAUGGGACUGGGGACCCUUUUGGGGACACUUGAGGAUCGGAUCCACGCCGCCUCCCCCCCUCUUGUAGAUUCAUAAGGUUGGAAAUAAGACUUAUCCGUUCAUCGUCAACAGGGGAAUAUUAUGAGCGUGGGGCUAGAUUCGUUUUGUCUUGGCUUCACAUGGGGAGGGCUGGACUCACCCAUAGUACUUCCAUGUUCUGCAAAGGACCCCUUAGGAGGAGUAAAUGCUGUCCCAGAGGAUCACUGACAAACUGAACCUCUUCUGGGCCAGCUGAGAAGGAUGGGGCUGGAUCAACCCAUCAUCACCUGCAUAGGAAGGAGUCGGAGGGCUGGAUCGACCCUUUAACACUUCCUUCCUAGGUCACCAGAUGCUUCCGCACUUCUGAACUCAUUUUUACUUAAACCCAUCACCGGCACUUUCUCAUUUUUUUUUUUUUUUUUUUUAAAUAUGUUCUUAUAAUUAUUUUAAUAAUAUUUAGCAACACUUUUUUUUACAUUGUUCUUUUGCUUGUUCUGGGACCUUGGGUUCCUUCCUGUUUUAAAGUUUCUAUCAUUGUCAUUCCAAACUCCACGCCCCCGCAAGCCUGUGUCAGGAAUAGGGGCAGAGUCACGAAGCCAGUAGAGUCCCGUCGGUGGGAUUUCUAAUAAAGUGCCAUAAAACGGAGAAAGUGCUCAUUAGCAGAGAUGUGUGUACAGUGUCAUAUAACCCACCCUUCCUGUCCCAAGUGCUUCCACAGCAUGCCCCUAUUCAAAUUCAGCCUGUACAGAUCACAUCAUAGGGAGCGUCGCUCAGUUCCUGUAAAUAUGUCCAGCAGUACGAGGAGAAGAAAUGUUCUUCCCGAUUCUACAAACUGAGUCCCAAUUUUAGCAUCCCGCACCCUGCUGAACCCAAUUUAGAUCACCAUGGAAAUCUAAAUAUGGUUCAGUAGAACCACAGGAGGUCCAGGUACUGCACCAGUAUACGGCCCUAUCAAUGCCAGCAACCAUGAGGGACUCUGUCAUUCCAAAUAAUUUAUUUCCCCAUGUGGAUUUUACCAGCCAAUUUUUUAUUUUUUUUUGUAGGAGGGGUUCUUAAAUGUGCGAGGGGCAUCAAUCCAAUUCAGGCUUUACAAAAUGGUGGAAAUUGCUUUCAUUUCAAUCAUGUGGCUGGGUCUCCUCGCACAUGGAGCCAUAAAACACAGCAUCUUAAAAGGAACCCUCCAGGGAAAACGUAUCCUGUGUUCUAUAUAGAUUAAGAUCUGAAGGGGGAGGAGCGCGACACAAGCAUGCUCACUUUGGUGUUCUUUAAAUUUCUGUCAUGCGCCGCCUCCUCAAAUCCUGAAGGGGUUGUCUCACCUGAGAUGCUAGGAUAUGCCACCAAUGUCAAAUAGGUGCAGGUCCCAACUAUCUCCAGAACAGAACCUCCAAAGUGAUCAGAGAGCAGUCACGCAUGUGCAGACACCCCCCAUUCUUUUCUAUGGGACUGCCAAAAAUAGCAGAGCGUUGGCUCGGCUACCUCCGAAUGGAGUGGGGGCAAUGCUUGCGCAGCCGGUCCCCGUUCCUUUCUAUUGGACUUCCAUAAACAGCCAAGCACGCUUGCUUGGCUAUUCUCGAAAAUCCCAUAGAAAUUAAUGGAAAUCACGCCACACAUGCGCAGUGUGCUCUCCUUCACUUUAAGGGGGCCCAUUCUGGAGACAGGUGCAGGUCCCAGAGGUGGGACCCGUACCUAUCUGACAUUGGUGGCCUAUCAUAGAGAUAUUUCAUCAUUGUCCCAAAUGAGACAACCCCUUUAACAGUAUUGAUUGUUUUCCCAGAGCGUUCCUGUAACCACCCGCUAAGGGCAUGUUCACAUGCGGUGCAUACGCUGUGGAUUUGUGAGCGGAGAAUCUGCAGCGUAUUCCAGUGGCCGCCAAGCGGAUACCAUUUGUUUAAAUUUCAUCCACUCUGUUGUUCAAUUUACGGUGCAGAUUUCCAGCCUUUGCGAUGCUUAAGUUACUGCGGCAAUUCUGCAGAGAAUGCCCCCCUUAUACCCUGAGGCAAGAUCCCUUUCCCCCUUGCCACUGCCAAGGCACCAGUAGACAUCCCAAUGUCUUUACCCAUCCAAGAAUAUCCUCAAAUAUUGAACAAAACUAUCUUAGCGCCCUUUACAGAAAAGCAGAGGAAAACGUGAAUUGUCACCGCUGCAUGAAGAAGGGACACGUAACCUAAAAUGAAGCCUCGGGGAUUCCCAGCACAUUGCACUGUGUAGUAUUACUGCCAUAAGCCCAUAGUAUCGUUUGCACCCUUUGCUGAACAAGCCGCUCCUUUUCAUGCUAUGAUAGGAACCAUUUUCACAUUGAAACCGGUUUCUGUUGUCAAGAUCUUGCUGUGUGGGUUAUAGGGAACAAAAAAAUAUCAUGGGCCCCACCAAUAAUCCUAUACAGUCCUGAUUAAAAGUUUAAGACCACUUGAAAAAUGGCAAAAAAAUCCUAUUUAGCA